UCACAAAUCACCAAAAAUUAAUAUCUCUUAUCAAUGUGUCACUUAAAUUUGCUAUAAAAGGGCUGAACUACCCCAGUCAACCCAGAAAAAGAAAUUUAGCAAGACACUACCGAGCAAAAGUAUUUUGUGUAGAGUAUCACUGGAAGAGACGACAAUGUUGAUGAGCUUGUAUUUCACCCUGGCGUUCGCACUUAACGCCUUACCAAGUGUAUUUGGCCAUGGUCGCUUGAUUGAGCCUCCAUCCCGAUCUAGUCUGUGGAGAUUUGAAGAAUUCGUUGACUUAGUGACACCAAACUACAACGACAACGAGCUUUUUUGUGGAGGAGUUUUCAGACAAUAUCAGCGCAACGGCGGCAAAUGUGGCGUGUGCGGGGAUCCGUGGGACGAACCAUCACCGAGGGCUAACGAAAACGGCGGGAUUUAUGACUUUGGAAUCACAUCACGUUACUACAAAAAGGGGCAAGUUUUCACCACAGAGGUCGACUUGACUGCCAAUCACAAGGGGUGGUUUGAAUUCCGCAUUUGUCCCAAUGACGACCCUUCUGUCCAGGUUACGCACGAGUGUCUCGAUCAGCAUCUUCUCCAACUUGCCGACGGCUCCGGGACAAGAUGGGAAGUGAACACAGACGAAAACAAAGUGUUUGAGCUUCGACUUCGUUUGCCAUCUGACCUCCUCUGUAACCACUGUGUUUUCCAGUGGAAAUACCACACAGGUAACUCAUGGGGCACAGAUGACCAGGAAGAAUUUUACGGUUGUGCAGAUAUUCAGAUUAGCGAAAAUGGUGCCGUGCCGUCCACCACGACGGCAAAGCCUACCACUGGCACAACUAGCACAACAGCGUCAACUGUCAGCACAACCACUGCAGCCGUCUCCACAACACGUGUACCUACCAGCACAACCGCACCAACUACCACAAGCACAACUUCCAAGCCAAUUCCCACAUCAAGUGUACCUACCAGCACAACCACAUCAGCAACCAAAAGUACAACUACCAAGCCCAUUCCCACAUCAAGCAAGGCUACCACCACCGCGCCUGCAUCCUCAAGCACAACAACCGCCACUGUCUCGUCCAGCACACCGGCGGCAUCCAACUUGAUUUGUGUGGGCGUGCCACCAUAUAACACUCAUCUUGGAGUCAACGAGUGGUGUACAACUAGCUGUAAUGCUGUACCGUCGUACUGUCCCCCUACUAUGUGCAGCUGUCGCAGUCCACCGCCGCCCGUUGAAACGGAAAAAGAUGAUGAAGCAAGCUCACCCGAGACCGGCACUCCAGUUGAUGAACUGCCAGAUAAGGUUCGCUGUGUUGCCGUCCCACCUUAUGACAAAGAUGUCGGAAUUAACGAAUGGUGCACAACCAGCUGUAAUGCUUUCCCAGUGUACUGUCCCCCUACUAUGUGUGCUUGUUCUGCAUAACAUGCUUGUUCCAAGUAUACGCUCUUUUAAGUAAGCCGAUUAUGCAUGAAUCGAAAGAGCAUUGAAAUCGAAUCCCAUCAUUCCAUAUAUAUUAUUAAUCGUUGAAAGUUUUGACAAAUUUCAAAAGCAACAAAAUGGCUUGCUUUCAGGUAUUCUUGCAUAAAUGUAAGGCUUCUUAUUUUAACAUAAAAUUUGGGGAAGACAUUUACUUAAAGCAGACCAUUUCCGUCCUUAAACGUAGCUUAUGUUUGCAAUCAGUGCUCUGACAAAUCGUUUUCUCGUAAAAUUUGUGAGGGAUUUUUAAAAUUUUCUCCUUUUAUACAACUUAUUAAAUUUUGAAUAUGAUGUGAAUUAACUUUCUUAAUAUUAUU
Lingula anatina is the source of this 1785-nucleotide messenger RNA. RefSeq lists its product as uncharacterized. The record is from RefSeq and is a predicted model, not a curated record. Lineage: Eukaryota; Metazoa; Brachiopoda; Lingulata; Lingulida; Lingulidae.